UUUUAUAGCAUUCCACGCCUGCCUUCUCCCUAUCUCAUGUUCCCUCCCUCAUCUCACUUUCACUGACCCUCAGCCUUGCCCGCAAUCUUUGGACGUCUUUGCUCUCUUUACUCACAAUUGCAUCGAACUGGGAUAACUCACUCAGCUCACCAAUCUCUAAUCUCUACGGUUCCCCAGCUCGGUCAGAGUCAACAAUACAAUGGCGGAGACCAAGACAGCCCCUGUGCCCAACGGCGUGUCGCCGCGUUCAACCACACUUCGCCACCUCCUGACUCUUCCCGCCGUCCAGGAUGGCGUCCGCGCAUUUAGUGCCAAUCCAAUUGGCAAGAUGUCGAUCCGGCUCACCAACUCGGUGUAUGAGUUGGUCGGCGCCCCGAUGCUCAGCCUCUUCAACAAGCCGCUGGCCUACGUGAUCCCCUACGCCCAGCGGGCCGACGAGUUCGGUGUCGAAACGCUGUACAAGGUGGAGGAAAAGUACCCGCUGGUGAAGAAGCCCUCUUCUGAGCUCCUGAGCGACGCCAAGGAGGCCGCCUCCCAACCGGCCAGGCAUGUGGCCGAGGUGUACAACGGUGCAUACAAGAAGGCGGGUACCAACCACACCAUUGCCAGCGCCAAGGCGGCCGUCGAGACGGCGGCCAUUGUGACAUUCGAAGGCUCUGUCUUUGCCAUCCGCGAGACCCUCAAGCUUGGUCAGUCGUUCCAGAUCACCGAGUCGCUCAACCGCGCGGUGGAUCGGCUAGAGGAGAUUAUCAAGCGCCAACACAGCGCCAGCACGGCCAGCGCGGUUAACCACGACCAAGCUGAGCCGCAAAACGCACCCGAGCCCAAGACCUCGAUCGUUUGAUCGUGGCAAUGGUCGUACGGGUGGCAGACGGUGUGCUCCAAUACGUGGACUGGGACGUUGCCGGCAUGGUUUUGGUCUUUCGAGAAGUCCACAGUUGUGAAUCGGUGCAGCGUGGUUUCUUUGGUUCGGUUCGGCCGCGGAUGGAGGAAGGAAGAAUCAAGCAGGCUUUUCUGGUCUGGUCAGCGAAGAGGGAUGGAAUAGACACGGUACCAUGGGGCAUGUAAUUAACAAGCUUAACAAAACGGAGAAUGGAGUUGGACUUGAACUUGAA
Molecule: messenger RNA, 1115 nt
Organism: Chaetomium fimeti
Lineage: Eukaryota; Fungi; Ascomycota; Sordariomycetes; Sordariales; Chaetomiaceae
Exons: 3
Coding region: 200-844 (214 amino acids)
Source: RefSeq, a predicted model, not a curated record